UCUUAUUUAAAAAGGGACAGUGUUAUUGAGAUAAACGUUUUAUGGCACAAUCAUACAGACGGAUAACGAGUAGGACACUGAAAUUGGUCAGGAUACGCUGUGACAUAGUGAACGUGUGUUAUAAUUUUGCAUUGUUCUGGAAAACAAACGAAAAUGAGUAAAUUAUUCAGCUUCAAAUCCAGUGACUUCGAAAAUGAAGCCCUUGAAGUUCACAAUGAGUACAGAAGAGAACAUGGUGUGGAACCACUCAUACUCAACAAAGAAAUUUGCAAAGUCAGUCAAAAAUGGGCUGAAGAGUUAGCGAAACGAGACGCUAUGGAAUACAGCCUUAACAAAAAUUACGGAGAAAGCAUCUACUGCGGAUGGACCACAGAUUCCAACACAAAAAUUCGAGCGAGAGACUGCAUUGAUAAAUGGUACAGCGAAAUCAAUCAAUUCUCAUUCGGCAGAGAACCAGAAGAACUAAAGUCUGGUCACUUCACACAAAUAAUAUGGAAAGGAACAAAGGAAUUAGGUAUUGGAAGUGCAAAAAGCAAAUCUGGAAAACUUUACGUAGUCGCAAAUUACAGCCCUCCAGGAAAUUAUAGCAAUCAAUUCACAAAGAAUGUCCCGCCACCUGGUGCUUUUCAGUUUAAAAAAACACCAUAUCCUGAAUCUCCGAAAGGAUCCAACAAUAACGUAGCACCUUCUUCUCCAAGUCAGAGAAACAGUAAAAAUUUGGGUGGACUAGCGUCCGAUUUGGUAAACAAAUUCAAAUCUUCUUCUAUAUCAGGUGACAAAUUUGAAGAAGAGUGUUUGCAGGCUCAUAAUGAUUACAGAAAGAAACACGGUGUGCCCCCUUUGAAAUUGAACAAGAAAUUAUGCAAAUAUGCUGAAGAGUGGGCCAAAACAUUGACUAAAACUGGCAAAAUGCAACACAGAGAUCAAGAUGAAUAUGGGGAAAAUAUAUUCUACGCUUGGUCUUCAGAUCCUAAUUUCGAAGUGUCUGGAAAAGAUCCCGUUGAUAAAUGGUACAGUGAGAUAAAAGACCACAAGUUUGGCAAAGAGCCUACUGACUUGGGCACGGGACAUUUUACCCAAGUCGUCUGGGAAGAUACUCAAGAAGUGGGUGUAGGUAUGGCUAGGUCCAAAGAAGGACAGGUAUAUGUAGUUGCAAAUUAUUCCCCACCUGGCAACAUGGUUGGCAGUUUUGCCAAAAAAGUACAUCCUCCGAUCAACUAAAAAAAUUACAUUCCAUUUUAUACCAAAGAUAUUCCAAAUAGUUUUGAUGGCCUAUUUAUUUUAUUUAUGUUUUUUUUUUAAUUAUUAUAGAUUGUUGAAUUAACUUAAUUUAUAUAUUUAUAAAAGUUAAUUUUGUAGUA
Messenger RNA from Amyelois transitella, 1361 nucleotides. RefSeq lists its product as uncharacterized. The record is from RefSeq and is a predicted model, not a curated record. Bases 154 to 1221 code for a protein of 355 amino acids. The transcript has 2 exons. Gene Ontology annotation, cellular component: extracellular region. Lineage: Eukaryota; Metazoa; Arthropoda; Insecta; Lepidoptera; Pyralidae.